UCAUUUCUUUCAUUCCUCUAGGCAUAUGAAAAAGGAGUAGAGAUAUUAUGGCAGACAACAGUCAAGGUAACUGACAAUUGCUUGAGAAAGGACUAUAUUCCAUCCAAAUGAGCACACACAUCUGCGAUGAACCUACAAUGUCAGAAGAGACAGUCUUCCAUAUGGCGACAAAGGACAUGCCAUCUGCAUAUGUGGUUCAGCAUGCAGAUGAGCAGAACACAGCUGAAAAUAAUACUGCAAGUGAGAAAAUGGACAGCUUUAUGCAUUUGCUUGAAAAGUUGGGCCUUAGAGAUUCUUACCUCGAAAAGAUGACAAAAAUGGAUGUUCUUGUUAUAAACAGUUUAUCUCUGAGUAUAAAUCAGCCUACCACAGAGAAAGAAUUGAGCAACCUUUAUCUCUAUAAACUCAUGACAUUAGACUACCAAGCCAGAUAUCUGCGUGUAGAACCUGAGGCAGGUAGCAUGUCUUUAAAUGAUGGUGGAGUAAUUGCUGAGGAUGAGGAUUUUUUUGAUUGUGGUGAUUCAACUGUCCAAAAUGUGUGCAGCAAUCUGGAUCAAAUUCAUCCAAUGGAUAUUCACAUGGCCAUAUUCCACUGCUCGAGUGACUUUUUGCGUGAGUAUGUUUUUGCUAAACUCUCUGCUUGUCAGUUUAGCCUGCCCAUCUUAGUUCCCAACCCCUGUACAGAAGAGCUGGAAUUUCCUUCCUGGGCAUUGCAGAACAUUCGAAAAUCAUGGCAAAGCAAAAAUGGAUCUGGAAAGUACAAUAACAUUAGAAUGUUCGAUAUUCCAGAACCAGUUGUUUCCUUCAUUAGAUUAGGAUCAUCAAAUUCCAACUCCAAGUCCCAGAUAUUGAAUGCUGUCAUUUGUAAUCAAAGGCACAAUGUUUUUUUUCACCGUCACUGCUGGGACAGCACUUCAAACAGCUUGCUCAUGAAUGGAGUCGUGGAGAUUGCAUGGUAUUGUCCUGGAGGGAAGAAAGAUGACAUAUUUGAUGACUGUGUGGCCUUUCUAAACCUCCAUGGUGAUGCAGCAGAGCAUCCAAAACAACUUGAGUUUCUUCAGGCAGUAAGUACUGUCAAUGUGCUUCUGUUUUCAGAGCAUCCUAUGAGUGAAGCUGCAAAAAAGAUUUCCCGGGAACUUUCCCAGUCUCCUGUGCCCUUGAUCUGUUUGUUCUCUGGGAAAGAACUCGUUCAGCAGUCCAAAAAUAGUACCAAAGUUAGGCUAGCUGCAAAGAACAGGAGUCAUGCUGCACUUACAAAUGAACUGAUUUUAAAUAUCAAACACUGCAUUAGUGAAAAUAAACAGGAAAAAAGCAUUAAGAUGUGCUAUGAUAUUGCAAUUCAGAAACAGUUCAAAGUGAAUGAAGACCAGAAUACACAUCAAGAAGGGUAUGCACAGGCUCAGACCUUAAUUAGUCUUUUGGAGGAGAAAAUCUCAUCCACCCGGAAGGAGAAACUUUUGCCUCUGCAAGGUGAAUUGUGGCAUGAAUGGUGUAGGAAAAACAAAGAGCGGUAUCGCUUGCGGUGCAAAGAAAAGGAAAGCAUUGAACAGCAGCUGAGUGAAAUCUCAUCUAAAAUGGAAGCAAUCCGAAAGAAUCAGCUAUUUAAGGCCACACCUCUUAAUGACUUUGUAAGAUCAUUCAUAGACUGCUUAAAUACACCUAGUAGUUCCCAAGACACAAAACUGUACAUGUUGCAGUGGCUCGCAAUCCUCCUGGAUGAUCUUACCACUGAUGAACUUGCAGGACUUGAAGUGGAAUAUCACUCAACCUGGAGAAAAAUGAGAGAAGUACCAAAGGACAAGGAAAAAACACAUGUCAAUCAAAUGCAAUCAAAACUCAAGAGCAUAUCUGACAAAAUGGCUGAUACAAUCAUUGGCAUUCAUCAUCUUAUGAGAGAGGUUGGUCAACUGUGUGAGACCAGUGAAUCAACACCAAAAUCAUCUACACCAACCAAACAAUUUGCCACUAUUCUGCCUAAAAUAGGGGCAGAUAUGCUGGUUUAUGGGUGUCCAAUUGAGCUAAUGGAUGGAGAUGCUACCCAUGUGCCUUUAACAUGGAUUGAAGCUGUUAUGGUUGAACUUGUAAAAAUUCUUGGAGAGAGAAAGUUAUUUGUUCUGUCCAUUCUAGGACUUCAGAGCUCUGGGAAAUCCACUCUGCUGAACACCAUGUUUGGUGUUCAGUUUUCUGUGAGCGCAGGAAGGUGCACCCGUGGAGUCUUCAUGCAGCUCAUACCGGUGGACUCCAGCAUCAGAAAUCAACUUGGAUAUGACUUUGUCCUCAUUGUGGACACAGAGGGUCUCCGAUCACCAGAGCUCAGUACAUCAGUGAACCAUGACAAUGAGCUUGCCACUUUCAUCAUUGGAAUUGGUGACAUAACUGUAAUUAACAUUAUGGGGGAAAACCCAUCCGAAAUGCAGGACAUUCUCCAGAUUUGUGUGCAGGCUUUCCUGCGGAUGAAACUGGUCAAAAUUACACCAAGUUGCAUUUUUGUACAUCAGAAUGUUGCCGAUGCGUCGGCUGGAGAAAAGAACAUGGAAGGGAAAAGACGUCUCCUGCAGAAACUUGAUGAUAUGGCUACCAUAGCAGCAAAGGAAGAGAACAUUGAUGGCAUUAAUGAAUUCAGUGAUGUAAUACAGUUUGACAUUGAAUCCCAAGUGUUCUACUUCAAGAAUCUUCUGGAGGGGGAUCCUCCCAUGGCCCCACCAAACCCUUCCUACAGCCAGAAUGUGCAAGAGCUGAAGACUAAGCUGCUAACAAUUGCAGAGUGGAAACCAGAGCAUAAAUUUUCCUCAUUUUCAGAAUUCAGAUCACGGGUUGGUGACCUUUGGAAAGCACUUUUACAAGAGAACUUUGUUUUCAGUUUUAGAAACACAGUUGAAAUGAUGGUGUACACUUCUCUGGAAGAAAAGUAUGCAGCGUGGACAUGGGAGCUGAGAAAAUAUGCUCUGGAGAUGCAAAGCAAACUGUGCAACCAGAUUGGCAGCAAUUUGAUUCAGGAUGUGAAUGUACCAGACCUGACGGAAGAUUUUAACAAUCAAGUCUACAAUCAACUGCAACAGGAGAUCCAGAAGUAUUUCACAGAAGACAAACAUAAAGAAACUCUAAUAACAUGGAGGGCGAACAUUGACAAACGUUUCAGCAACCUAAGAACUGAGCUCAUUGAUGGGACAGUAAAGAAAUGCAAAGAACUGGUUACCUUCAAGAAAAACAUAUCAGCACUAGACCAGAAAAAAACUGAAUAUACAGCACAGUUAACCAAGCAGAGCAAAACCAUAGCAUCCAAUCUAAAAACACAACGGCUUGAUGACAUGCAGGUGACAAAAGAAUUUGACAAACUCUGGAUGAACUGGACAGCUGAUGUAGACAAAGCAUACACCCCCAAUGAGUGUGUGAAUGUAAAAGCUGUAGUGGAGGUAAUCCUCCAAAAUUACUUUCAAAAACAGCCAGAUGUCUUUCAGAAAAUAAAAGGUGAAACAGGGAUGUUUGAGUUUGACAAGAAAAAACAUGUUUCUCAAAAUUUUAUUCAGAAGAUAAAAAAAUGGGGGCAGGAUUUCUCUAAACAAGUUCAACAAGAAGUGGAUCAUGCUGUCACAAAAUAUGUCACUGCAAAAGAAAAGAGCAAGGAAGAUUUUAAUGAAAGCUUCAUCUAUGAGAUAUUAAAAACUAUUGAGAUGACCAUUGCUGAAUUUGAGCACUCCACAGGCAAGCUUAAGUUCACAAAUGAAUUCAAGGCAGACCUGUCCAUUCAUAUUUGCCUUAAAUAUGUUUCAAGGUUUCAGAGGAUGCAGGAAACCUUUAAGACAUCAAACCAUCCACUGACAUAUCUACAAAGCCAAAGAGGCAACUAUCUCCAAGCAUUCAGAAACUAUUGCAAAGGAGCAAAUUCUGUAACAAUAUUUGUAGAUUUUCUCUGUAAACACAUCAAGCCAGGAGUUCUGGUUGCAGUGAAUGAUAAAACCAGUCAGCACAUUGCAGGUGAAAUGAAAUCCAAGAAUCCAGCGUUAAACAGCAAUAGAUCAAAUCUUGAGAAUCACAUAAUGAAACAUCUGGCAACUAAGGAGGACUUCAGCUCAUUUGCUGAAUACAUUGACUUCCCAAAGAUAUAUUUUGAAAGAUUUAUCCAAGAAGAGACGAAUAACUUUUGCAAUGAUACUGGAAAACUGCGUAUGAUGCAUGAGGAAAAUCUUGGAACCCUCAAAAAUCUGAUUUUAUCAGCAAGCACAGAAGCAACCAGAGAAGUGGAAGAUAAGAAAAGAAAUGCAUCCAUGUGGCUUGACUGCUUCUGUAAAACAUUGGGGGAGCACAUGGUAAUAAACAGAAAGGAUUUGCAUACCAUUGAAAAUGAAGACAUUGAAGACUGGCAGUUUUUCAAAGAUGUGAUGGCCAUGUCUCUCGAUGAAAUUUUGAAGGAUGAAAAAGCAAUUGACAUGGAAACUUUGAGAAAGAAACCAGCUGAAUACCUCUUCAACCAGCUGCAGGGGUGCUGGGCUCAGUGUCCUUUCUGCAAAGCCAUCUGCACAAACACCAUCCCCAACCAUGAUGGAGAACACAGUGUAACGUUCCACCGUUGUGAUGCACUUGCUGGCUGGCACCCCAGGGGCACAGAUCAUUUUUCAAUCAAUUUCUGCACCACAGCAGUCAGCAGUGAUCAAAGAUUCUUUCCUCGUUGUAAUGAGAAUGAGAGUAUCCCCUACAAGACAUACAGAAAUGGUGGAGACCCUUACAAUAAAUGGAACAUUACUCCAGAUGGCAGUGUGCAGCGCUACUGGAAAUGGUUCAUCUGUGAAUUUCAGGAACAACUGGAGAAUAAACAUAAAUUUAAAUUUGUGGGUGCUGGUGCAAUCCCAAAUGAAUGGAAAACAUACACAAAAGAAUCUGCUUUGGCAGAGUUAGAAUAAUUGAGGAUGAGCACACAUGCACCCAGCUUGCAUAACGUCAUUUAGUCUGCCAUUGAAAUUGAACUACAUGUUAUGCAGUGGAGUUACUUAAGUUAAUGUUUUUAUAUACUGCCGAACAAUCCGCUAAUCUAACUGUUUUACUGGAGGUGAAAGGAGUAUGAAAAGUCCUGCUAAAAUGAGGUCCUGAACUUUUUAACUGUUUUUUUGUGCAUACAAUUAGAUAAAUCUGAGAGAAAAAAAACAAAAACUUUAUUUUGGACAUAAUAUAACACUUCUUUCUUCACAUUUUAGAGUGAAUUUUUACAAAAUCACUAAUACCACAGAAAGAACAGUAAUCAGACAGCUAGCCUAGCAUAGCAGCAGAUACAAAAAACAAGGUAAGCGACAGUUUGCAGGACAAAAAAGGUCAGCCAGGGACAUACUUUCUGAAGGAGGGACUAAAAACAAAAAUUGAGGACAUUCAUCAACAAAAUAGAGAGCAGAGAUUGAAUAGGGUGGAGAAGCUUCUGUGGUUGGGACGAGUGCAAACCAAUCACCCGGAUGGCAGGAAGUGCAAGUCGCCUAUUGUCCUGUUGGCUGCAGAGUGUAGGACUUUGAACCUGACUCUGGCAGAAACCACAGACAACCACAGAAAGCAGACAACAGAACCACAGAAAACAGACAUUUGACUAUUUUGAUAUAUCAGAAUGACUCAGAAAUUUUGCAAAAAUAAUGUGAUCACAUCAAUAAUCUUCAAUGUUCAUUGUGCAUGUAUAUGUUAAUUCUUUUUUAAAAUCUAUAUUUGAGGAAUAUAAAACAUUUUAUCAAAAUGUGGCAGCCCUACCAUAGGUCAUUCUAUUUUUUUUAUUUUUUUUUUUACAUUUAAUUAACAAAGUGUAAUUCUCUUUUCAAUAUAUAUCAAAGUGUGAUUUUCUUAGAUUUGUUGAGUUUUCUAUAUUAAUGAAUGCAAUUGUAUAUUAAUUAGAACCUGUUCUACAUUAUGACAUAACCAUAUAUAACCAGCAAACAUGCAAAGGAACCUCCCUAUCAAAGACAUUAGGGAUGAAUAAAUGCUUGCAAAGAUGAACAAGAUUCAUAGAUGAUUGGGAGUAGAAAUAACGAAAA
Anguilla anguilla (European eel) is the source of this 6002-nucleotide messenger RNA. RefSeq names its product interferon-induced very large GTPase 1-like. The record is from RefSeq and is a predicted model, not a curated record. Lineage: Eukaryota; Metazoa; Chordata; Actinopteri; Anguilliformes; Anguillidae. The transcript has a single exon. Gene Ontology annotation, molecular function: GTP binding. Bases 108 to 4898 code for a protein of 1596 amino acids.